This is a messenger RNA of Manis pentadactyla (Chinese pangolin), 2737 nucleotides long. It is a transcript of the gene GOLPH3L, whose product is annotated as golgi phosphoprotein 3 like. The transcript has 5 exons. Lineage: Eukaryota; Metazoa; Chordata; Mammalia; Pholidota; Manidae. Gene Ontology annotation, cellular component: trans-Golgi network; Golgi cisterna; cytosol. The record is from RefSeq and is a predicted model, not a curated record. Gene Ontology annotation, molecular function: phosphatidylinositol-4-phosphate binding. Gene Ontology annotation, biological process: Golgi to plasma membrane protein transport; Golgi vesicle budding; Golgi organization. The coding region runs from base 174 to 1031 and encodes 285 amino acids.
CAGGAAGUUUUUGCUCUCUGCGUGGCUGAGAAGUUUUUCACUUACUAGGGAGGGGGCUGGGGGUUGGGGAUAGGGUGGAACAGGUGUGCCCCUAAUAGUGCACAAAAAAAUAGAGCGCAAGCGGCAGCCUACGUCCGGCGGUAACCCAGGAGUAAAGUCAGAAACAGGUAAGAAUGACCACUUUAACUCACCGGGCCCGUCGCACUGAAGUAAGCAAGAACUCUGAAAAGAAGGUGGAAAGUGAGAAAGACGCUAACCAAGACACGCAUCCAGACAAUGAAGACUCUGGAGACUCUAAGGAUAUCCGCCUCACACUUAUGGAAGAAGUAUUGCUCCUGGGACUAAAAGAUAAAGAGGGUUACACAUCUUUCUGGAAUGACUGUAUAUCAUCUGGCCUGCGAGGGGGCAUCCUGAUAGAGCUGGCCAUGCGGGGUCGAAUUUAUCUGGAACCCCCCACCAUGCGUAAGAAGCGACUACUAGACAGAAAGGUGCUGCUCAAGUCAGAUGGCCCGACAGGUGAUGCUUUGCUGGAUGAAACUCUCAGACACAUCAAAGCAACUGAACCCACAGAAACCGUACAGACGUGGAUCGAACUACUCACUGGUGAGACCUGGAACCCCUUCAAAUUACAGUACCAGCUGAGAAAUGUAAGAGAGCGAAUUGCAAAGAACCUAGUAGAGAAGGGUAUUCUAACCACUGAGAAGCAGAAUUUCCUCCUAUUUGACAUGACUACGCAUCCAGUGACCAAUACAACAGAAAAACAGCGACUAGUGAAAAAACUUCAAGAUAGUGUCCUAGAGAGGUGGGUAAAUGACCCUCAGCGUAUGGACAAGCGAAUAUUAGCACUCCUGGUGUUAGCGCACUCCUCAGAUGUGCUAGAGAAUGUCUUCUCCUCUCUGACAGAUGAUAAGUAUGAUAUGGCAAUGAAUCGAGCCAAGGACCUCAUAGAACUGGACCCUGAAGUAGAGGGGACAAAGCACAUUGCCACAGAGAUGAUCUGGGCUGUGCUGGCAGCCUUCAAUAAAUCCUAAAGUCAGCAAGUGGAUUCCUCCUUGUUCCCUUGCUGGCUUGAUAACUGUGAAAGAUACCAUCACUGAGAUUUUUGUGAUGAGAGAUUUUUUUCCUUCUUUAUUUUUUUUCCUUCUCUUGAAUCAGACUUGUGAUCUGGGGAGAGCAACUUCAGGGCUUCUCCAUAGACCUUGACCGUAAUAAGCAGACUUUGUUUCUCCCUAUACUUACGCUCCAGAGGUGAAUAAACUGGGUGAACUCACACACACCCUAUAAACACUUUCUCUCAUUUCUUGGUUUACUUCCAUCUCAUGUGCUUAUGGAUAAUUAGGAAUAGUUAAGUGGAAUUUGGAGUUCUCCAGCUAUUGGAUACGAAUGAGAUACACAACAAAACAUUUAUUACUUUCUUCAUAGUUUGUUUUUCUAUCUUAAGUACAUGUUUUCACAAUCUUUGUCAGGCUCUGCUAAGUAGUGUAGCUUAUUGAAAUAAUUGUUUCUUUGAAAAAGGAGCAAGAGAAACAAAAUUAAUUUUUUGAGCAGAUGGUUCUGGAAUUUUAAUGUCCUGCUAAUGAUUUUCUCAUCUUUCCUUUUCUAACCUGAUAAAAAUAUUCCAGAUAUAAUCAACCUGGUUCUUAGACUCCUAGAACCAAAAACAUAUUCUAUAGUUUCUCUCAGCAUUAUCCUGUUCCUUCAUUCAUUAGGACAAAAGUCUAAGUUUUAAAGAAAUCUCUCUCAACUACAUCCUUCUUACAAUCAGCAUUGCAAUUUAUAAAGGGAAAGAAGUGGCAUGAGAAUUUCCGCCCCUUAGCACAUAACUGUCUGGUUCCUCCAGAUUGUAUGUCUCUGCUGUGAUUGAAUUGAGGGAGUUAGAGAUUUCAAUUGCUGAAUAGCAGCCGAGUCCAGACAGUGUAUGUAAAUUCCAGAUCUUCUUGUUCCCUGUUUUUGGCUUCCUAUAUAAAAUUGGUACAUUCUAUGUUUAAGGGUUCUAGAAGUAGUUUUGUCCAUAUUGAAACCACAGAUACUCUCCUAUCAUUGGUCUUGUUUCAACAUAACUAUGCCUUUCUAGCCGAAUCUCUAAAAUGUUUUUCAGUUCAGUAGUGAGUGUAAAAAGAAGCUUGUUAAGAAAAAUCCUAUUUAGAGGGGCAAUUUAGUGUCAAAAGCAUGAUGAUACAAAGUCCAGUAUUUGGAAAUAUAAAAAGGACAGGCACCAAGUUGUGCUAAUUUCAAGCAUUUAUUAUGCUGAUAUUUUUAAUGGAUCUUGCCUCUGGACCAUUACAGAGAAAGAGGCUGUCAGAAGUUUAAUAAAGAUGACCCAGCCCUGAUACCAAAUCUUCCUGAUCAGAAGUAAUUAAAUGAGUGAUUAAUAACUUUCACCUCUUCCCUCAAACCUUAGGUCUAGCCUUACAAAAUUCCCCUACUCUUUUUUUUUUCAUUAUUGAUUACAGGUAUCACUUAGGUGACAAGAGAUAUAAAUUUUAACAUGAAUUAAGUUCUGAAUGUGAGGCUCAGUAGAACUUCAGUCUGGCUUUCUAAAAGUACAAAAACCAGUCCAUGUGUUGUCUCUACGUGAAUUAAUUUUCCUUUCCAGUUGAACAAUUCAGCAUGAAUUGAAACCAGGUUUUCCCAUGGAAAGUUGCAGCUAGGUUGGGGGUUUGGUUGAGUUCUUUCUUGCAAUUCUUGGUCAGUGUUUAUUUUCAUAUUAUAUCUCAAUAAAAUGAGGAUGUCUUCA